GGCUGUUGUGUUAAAAACAAUGUUACUGUCGAUUCAUAUGUCUCUAUUCCUGAGUGGUUAACAUCUUUUUACAAGACACACAAUCAAGUUGAUCAUAUCAGAAUAUUACUUGAUUUUGGGCGUUUGUCGGAAGCAACAACAGCCACAUUGGAUUUAAUUAAAUUG
Molecule: messenger RNA, 165 nt
Organism: Racocetra persica
Lineage: Eukaryota; Fungi; Glomeromycota; Glomeromycetes; Diversisporales; Gigasporaceae
Source: the annotation of a GenBank genome assembly